AUAAGUGGAGGAGGGGGGGCACCGGUGUAAAAGUCCCGGGGAAAAUAUAUCCGACAUUUCGGGGCUAAAAGAAAAAAAAAAUAUAAACUGGCGAGUAGCCUUGAGACACGGGUCGAAGUGAAUCGAUGGAGGAGGCAAGAAAUUAGUGAAAUACACCAACGUCAGGAUAUUGGAUCAACUUGUAUACACUCCGAGAGAAUCCAUUGCUGACCAUCCAGUGCAACAAAAGAACAAGACCUGCUGUCUGUUUAUAUAUUUCCCAUGACGGUUCCUGAUCCUCUACGGGAAAUGGGAUAAACUCCAAUUAUUAUUUUGUGCUGAUAUUACAUUCCACUGAUUACAUUGUGCUAGCAUCCAGAAAUGACCCUCCCCAACUAAUACAUAUAUAUACACUAAUAUAUAUGCUAUGAUUUUUAUGUUAUGUACAGAAAUAUCUGGUUCUCAUCUGUGAACUAUAUACAGAAAUAUAAGAAUAUAUACGCUACCAUUUUAGUGGGGAUAUUUGACAAGGGUCUAUAACUAGCAUGCUUUAAUAAAGGAGAAAAAACAUUUUGACCCCUGCUAUUUCACAAGAUAACACUUUUUGCCAUUCCAAAAUAAAACUGACCCCUUUCGUAUAAUUUGAUCACUCCUUCUCUCCUGUAUAAUCACUCUGUUAAGAGUUGUUGCCUAACAAGCAGACCUAUGAUCAAAAGUACUCCAGCCAUGACCAUCCUGUCUUUUUAGGGGAUGUCUAGGACCACAUUUUUUAAUGCUUCCUUUCCUUAUUUAAGACAGUAGGCUGUGGUUUAAGGGAUAACUGGCUGUUACUUUUCGCAAGUCAAGUGAUUACUUACAGACUUUUGUUAAGGGCAUAAAGAUGAUUGUAUAUGUAAGGAAUAGUUUAGGGGUUAGCUACUCUGUGGAACCCCUAUUUUGUGUGUUCCCUAAAUGGACUAAUCUCCAUAUCUUUUAAUCCUGCAUUAACCCUACCGCUUACCCAUCUUUUAGUUGGCCCCUUCCCUCACCAUGGUCUGCAGUCAGUGCCCUUUCUCUGUGUUUAUGUUUGGGCUGACUGCAAUUGAUCAGCCCCUAAUUAAACCUCAUCCACAAAAUUGUUCAAGAGUUGGUCUUCAUGAAAGUAUACUGCUCCUGUCUACUUGAAUAACUGUCAUUCGCGUCUGUCACCCCAGUAUAUAACUGGUAUGGUUUAUACAUAGUUCCUUCUCCGUAGACCAUAGACAGUUAUAAGGUCUGUCUAGGCUGUGAUUAAACUGAAACUGUGAAUGUUUCUAGUCUAAUACUCCUCUAUUUCGAGUCAUAGUGUAGUAAAUAUAUAACUCUAUACAAUUAUAUAUAUAUAUAUUAUAACCAUAUACAGUCACAUGUAGUUGUUGAUGAAAUAUAGUCACUCUAUGUAUGUUAAGAUGUCUAUUUAAUUACGUUAUAUUUUGGUAACUUUAUAUGUAAGUCCCUCACCAGACUCAUAGUCAUCGUCACAUCAUCAUUAUCAUCAGUGUUAUCAAUAUCGUCAUCAAGAUCAUUGUCAGCAUACGUUCGUAGCAAUUACGCCUCAGACUCAUAAACAGAACACUCAGCAUGUAUGCAAACCAAGAGGUUCAAUUCUCACCCGUUGUCGGAAGCAAUCACUCCUAUGGCUUUGGUCCAUUCACAACCCCGAGCCCAUCAACACCACCCUUGUCCACCCCAUACACCUACGUCAGCUACCGGCAGUCGUACAUCGACAAGAAACCCUACAAAUGUAAUGUCUGCCGUAAGCGGUUUACCCUCCGUGCAUAUCUGAAGAAACACGAAUUGGCUCCCGAAUUAGGGAAGCAUUUCAUCUGUGUCUUCUGCUGUAAAGCGUUCCCAGAAAGGGACAAACUAAAGAUCCAUGAAAGGACACACACAGGAGAACGCCCGUUUGCAUGUGAUAUCUGCCCUAUGGCUUUUGCUCGUAAAGACAAGCUAAAAAACCAUGCCAGAACUCAUUCAGGAGAAAAACCAUUUGUCUGCCAUAUUUGCCCAAAAGCUUUUUCUCGAAAUGACAAACUGAAAAUCCAUCAACGAACCCAUUCUGGGGAGAAGCCAUUUUGUUGUCAGAUUUGUACGAAAGCUUUCUCUCGGAAAGACCACCUAAACAAGCAUGAACGCACUCAUACCAACCAUUACAGUUGCUCUCAAACUAUUCAUCCUCACGACAAAACCAAUAUGACUUCGGUACUCUCGAAUGCAAAGUGUGGCAAUCUUUUAAAAAAGGAAUUUCUCCAUGGAGACAGACAUGACAUUUCACACCAUUUGACCCCGGUUUCUGCUGACGAACUAUGUAAAACGAUUCCAAUUAGUGGUUUGAACACUCCUGUUUUAAUGAAUGCUGCAGGUGUCAGCUCAGCACAACAUCAUUCUUAUCAAGCUGCAUCAGUGUCUUCGUCUUCUCACCAACCAGCAUCAGCCACUUCAACAUCCAAGACGACGACUCUUCUAAAACAGCCGGUUCUCUCAACCCUGAACCUCGACAACAUUGCAUCAUCCCUGUGUUCCCAUCAGAAAAGUGUCUCACAGCCACAGAGGUCCACAACCACCACGGCUUCUAUAGCUUCAGCUGCACACCAACAGCCUCCACAACAACAACAGCAACAGCAGCAGCAGCAGAUGCCCUCACAAGCUCACUACGACUGGAAACGGAACACUUCCCCAGCGUCUUCGUGGACAUGGAAUGGCUGCCCCAGUACCUUGACCAUUCCCUCCUACACAGUUGGUCAGAGAAAAGGUGACAAUCAAGGAUCCUCUGACAAUAACAUCCAAUCAUUGAUGUGAAAACAAUAAAGAGAACAGCUACACUUUCACACACACACACACGUUUUGUUCACAAGACUCGAUUAUCUUUCAGUCACAUUACAACCACUCUAAAAUGCAUGCAUCCAACAGUCUGGUCAGGGGAUGCUGCAAGCUGGACCCCCCACCCCCACCCAUGUAUUUAUGCCUAUUCAUCUCCAGCAAGAAAUUUUCUCCAUAACAAAAUGCAGUGAAUGGCUAUCUUAGGGGGUUCAAAUAGUCCCCCAGGCGUAUUUGAACUGGUAACCAGUUCUUAUUACAACUAAUAGUUUCACCACAAUCUAUUCUAAUCCACCUUUCUACUUUAUUAUGACCAAACCAUAAAAAUGGUUUAGAACGAUUUACCUGAUGAAGAGAUCAGGGUGAAACUAUUAGUUGUAAUGUGACUAGAGAAUAAUCCAGCAACUGAAUAAAAACAUUAUACAUUUCUCUCUUGAGUUCUCUUUUGAGUUCUCAGUUCUCAUUGUUAAAAUUAUUUUGCCCUCGCCCCCCUUUUAUAUAUAUAUUUGUUUUGGUAAGUGACUUGAUCUGAGAUUGUGCAUUAAAAAAUGAAAUAAUUACAUCAUAAAAGAGUCAUUUUAGCAAUUAAAUAAAAUACACCA
This is a messenger RNA of Octopus bimaculoides (California two-spot octopus), 3416 nucleotides long. RefSeq lists its product as uncharacterized. Gene Ontology annotation, biological process: regulation of transcription by RNA polymerase II. The record is from RefSeq and is a predicted model, not a curated record. Gene Ontology annotation, molecular function: RNA polymerase II cis-regulatory region sequence-specific DNA binding; DNA-binding transcription factor activity, RNA polymerase II-specific. NCBI's taxonomy places the organism in Eukaryota, Metazoa, Mollusca, Cephalopoda, Octopoda, Octopodidae.